UGCUACCGAACUCAUCACACCAUAGCCAUGAAACUUAAGCUUUCCUUACCCAUCUUCUUUUUCCUUUUCUUCUUCCUCGUGUUAACCUUGUUUUCAAACUUAGCCACGUGCCAAGAAGAAGAAACAGACCCAGAGCUUCAAACGUGUAAACACCAAUGCAGACAGCAACAGCAAUAUAGCGAGGAAGACAAGCGCACAUGCAUGCGAAGGUGUGACGAGUAUUAUGAAACGAAGCAAGAGCGAGAGAGAGAAAAAGAAAAGGAAAAAGAGCAAGAGAUGGAGGAAAAACAAACACAUCAUCAUCAUCAUCAUCAUGGAAAAGAGGAAGAGAAAGAAGAGGAGGAGGAGGAAAUUCCCUACGUUUUUGAAGAAGAAGAUUUUGACACCAUCCAUGCAGCGGAAGGCACAAUUGAUGUUCUAAAGAAGUUCACCAGAAAAUCUAAGCUUCUUCAAGGGAUUGAAAAUUUUCGCUUGUCCUUUAUAAAAACCAGAUCACACGCUUUCGUGACUCCACGCCACUUUGAUUCCGAGAUUGUUUUAGUCAACGUCGUUGGACGAGCCACAAUUGGCUUGGUGAUGGAAGAUAAAACAGAAAAAGUCAAUCUUGAACCUGGAGAUUUCUUGAGGAUACCAGCAGGCACCCCUGUAUACAUAGUCAACAGAGAUUGGAACGACUUGCUCUCUCUUAUUUUGUUCCACAUACCAGUUUCUACUCCUGGACAUUUUGAGGAAUUUUUUGGCCUUGGAGGGCGAGACCCAGAAUCAGUCCUCACAGCAUUCAGCUGGGAAGUGCUCGAAGCUGCACUCAAAACACCAAGGCAGAAGUUAGAAAAGCUUUUUGAUCAACAGAAUGAGGGAAGUAUUUUCACAAUAUCCGGAGAAGAAGUGCAAGCCAUGAGCCCCAAGAAAAGCUUUUGGCCCUUUGGUAUCCAAUCGAAGACUCCAUUCAAUAUUUUCAGCAAGGAUCCCAUUUUCUCCAACCAAUAUGGUAGUCUCAUUGAAGUUGGUCCUUCUGAUAAAAAGAGUGAGCUUGAAGGACUCAAUCUUAUGAUUACCUUCACCAAAAUCAUCAAGGGAUCUAUGUCUACUAUUCUUUACAACUCACAUGCAACCAAGAUAGCAGUGGUUAUUGACGGUGAAGGGAAGUUUGAGAUGGCAUGUCCACAUGUCUCAAGUUCACACACACGUUCAAAGCAUCAAAAGACUAGCCCCUCGUACCAUAAGAUCAGUGCCAAGUUGAAGCCUGCAACGGUUUUUGUUGUCCCUGCUGGUCAUCCCUUUGUGACCAUUGCUUCCAAGAAAAAUGACCUGAAGAUUAUUUGCUUUGAGGUUCAUGCUGAAGGGAACCACAAGCUUACUUUUGCGGGGAAAAACAACAUUGUGAGUGCAUUGGACAAGACUGCGAAGGAGCUGGCCUUUAACUACCCUGCGGAGAAGGUGGACGAAAUCUUCAACAGAAAUGAGCAAUUCUUUUUCCCAUUCGAGGAGGAAACCAAGGAGAAUGGUCAUGCUGAUGCCUGAGGAGUUUAUAAGAAACAUGAAAAAGAAAUGGUUGAAGAUAUGAAAAUUGUAAGUUAAGCUUUCUGAGAACGUUUUUCUGUAUUUUAUGUAAGUAGAUGAAAUGUAGGGAUGCAAAUGAAAUAAAAUGGACACUGAUAUUGCUAGCUGAUAUGGUAGCAGAAUAAUCAGUGCUAAUUGUACUAGAACAUGCUAUGUAAAUUGUAAUGCUAGUUUUCUU
Messenger RNA from Abrus precatorius (Indian licorice), 1738 nucleotides. Its product is annotated as sucrose-binding protein-like. The transcript is spliced from 6 exons. The record is from RefSeq and is a predicted model, not a curated record. NCBI's taxonomy places the organism in Eukaryota, Viridiplantae, Streptophyta, Magnoliopsida, Fabales, Fabaceae. The annotation marks the transcript as partial.